AUGGUCACUCUCGCACGUGUUCCACCAGAGCUUCUCUACCAUAUAGCAGAGUAUCUUCACCCUAAGGAUCUAAUGUCGUUAUUAUUUACAUUUCCGGAGAUUGCAAAUCUGUUGACAUAUCAACACUUGUCUGUGGCCGAUAUACAUCAACGAACAGUUUUGCACUCGCUCGCAGAUCCAAAAGUCGAACCGGAGGACACGAAACUCAGGGACAAGGUAGUCAAACGUCUUAUACAAAAUCGAGCUAUUCCCGUCAAUAUUCGUGACAAAUAUGGCUACACCCCAUUGUGGAUCGCAGCUGAUCGGGGAUAUGAAGAGAUGGUAAAGUUGCUCCCAGAGAGAAGCGACCUGGAACCAGAUAUACCGAGCAUACAGGGGGUAACUCCACUUGGACACGUUGCUAGCCAGGAAAAUCAAGCCAUCGUCAAACGACUAUUGGCACAUGGUGGUGUUGAUCCCAUUUGUGAAUAUAGUCCUGACAGGAAGCAGGUAGGAGUAACUCCGCUUGCAACGGCAGCCAUAACUGGACGUGCAGCUAUGGUAAAGUUGAUGAUAGAACAUGUCCCCAAAGAGCAAUUGGAACCUGCUGCCGCCAUGGCUUUCAGAUAUACCGCAAACUUCGGGUGUAAGGAUGUUAUGGAAGUUCUAAUUAACAGUGUUGGGAAUGUCAAUUUCCAAAUCGAAAACGGACAGAGCUUGUUGAUGUACACAUACUCUAGAGGCUACGGGGAUAUUGCGAAACAGCUGUUGACGAAGGAUGGUAUUGACGCAGGUUGUGAAGACAAUAAUGGUAAAACAUUUCUGGGUAUUGCCGUGGGUCGAGGAAAUACCGAAAUGGUGAAGCACCUCGUAGCUCGAGGGGAUGUGAAGACUGUUCUCAAAGCGUAA
This is a messenger RNA of Aspergillus caelatus, 888 nucleotides long. Its product is annotated as ankyrin repeat-containing domain protein. The transcript has a single exon. The record is from RefSeq and is a predicted model, not a curated record. Lineage: Eukaryota; Fungi; Ascomycota; Eurotiomycetes; Eurotiales; Aspergillaceae. Gene Ontology annotation, molecular function: protein binding. The coding region runs from base 1 to 888 and encodes 295 amino acids.